This is a messenger RNA of Lutzomyia longipalpis, 3201 nucleotides long. It is a transcript of the gene crm, whose product is annotated as protein cramped. The transcript is spliced from 6 exons. Gene Ontology annotation, molecular function: chromatin binding. NCBI's taxonomy places the organism in Eukaryota, Metazoa, Arthropoda, Insecta, Diptera, Psychodidae. Bases 161 to 3070 code for a protein of 969 amino acids. Gene Ontology annotation, cellular component: nucleus. Gene Ontology annotation, biological process: pattern specification process. The record is from RefSeq and is a predicted model, not a curated record.
UACAAAAAAAAACAGUGUCCCAGAAGUUGGAACGAUUUUGGUGGUGUUUAAUUUAUUGCUCUAUUUAUGCUAAUUUAAGUGUUGAUUUUGGUUGAUUAUCGCGCAUUUAAAUGUGCAUUUUCCCGAGGAUUUGUGGGAUAUAGCGGAAAAUCUUGGGAAAAUGCGGGCAGGUGCAGAGACGGCAAAGAAGGAGGCAUCCUCAUCAAUAGAUGCGGGAGACAAAGAGAAGAAAAGUGAGGGUAGUACAAUAGAGGAUUCUGCAAAGGCAGUCAAUGGCAUGAAGAUCCGCCCCACACCCUCCAACUAUAACUAUCUCCUACAGAUUGAGAAUCUUCCAGAGACGGCUGGAGAAUUGCUGGGCAGUGUGACAUUCUCCCCGAGUGGUGGGCCAGACAGUGGACAUGCCGUGAGAACCAGUGCUAGGGUAAUACAGAAGAUGCGCAUGGACACAGCCCGACCUCCGACUCCUCCACCACCGGAUAGGAAGGAAAAAACAAAGGAUGAUGCAGUACCUCCGAAGCCAGCAAAUCCUCCGCCGAGGAUUUCGAGGCCUAUCGUGUGGAGCAACACCGAGAGGAAUAUCUUCUUCGAAGGGCUCAAUGAGUACGGGCGGGACUUUGAUGCCAUCACACAUUUCAUGAAUCACAAAUUAAAACGGAGACAACCCCUGGAGCAGCCCAUAUAUAAAGCUGGUCAGGUGCGACAGCUCUACUACCAGACCUUCCACAAGAUCUCCAAGUACCUCAAAUUCUCAGACGACGUCCGGAAGUAUGCCCAGGAGUUGUAUGCGUUGAUAAAUUACGGAGAAAUGCGCAGGAAGUUGAUUGUUGUCAAUGAGAAGGCCUGCAUGAAGCUGCGUGAUCUCGUCUACCGUGGCUACGUGACAAUUCGGGAGAAAGGCAAGAAUAUCCGUAUAAAAACACCCUCCUGCCGUGCCUUGCGGAAGCUUAAUCAGCUCGAGGAAUGGCAGGAGGAGAUAAAACUACCCCAUCGUGUUGAGGUCUUCCUCGUACCGGCCACAAUGGAAUCAUGGGGUCGGGUGCAGAGUAUUGCGCAGAAUCCUCGAAUAAGGACAUCCGUGCCACUUCAGCGGCGCGUGAUGAGUGUACUGAAGUUUUUGCAGAAUAAAUGGCGCACCCAGGAGGUGCGUAUUGCAGCACGGGCUUCAACUCAGUGCCACAGCAGUGGAUCCAAGUCCAAGACGUGCCGCCUCAUGCAGAUGCAUCAGCGAAAUGAGCUACGUGAGGAGUUGAUGAAUGCCGAGAAGCUUCUGUGUUUUGCACCACCCACAAAGACGGUCAUCCACCGGCCAAUGGUGAAUCUCACGGAAUUCAGCAGUAGCUACAACAUCUGCCUCAAUUCCUAUGAGGAGCGUAUUGGGGCCACAGUGCGCGGGGAGACGCUACUUCCGGAGAAAUGGCACACACAUCGUGAUUUCAUACGAGCACAGAAGCGUCAGAGGCAUGACAGUGGAAGUGAUAAUAAGUCACCGGAUACGAAGAAGGGACGUGCUGCUCAGCACACGUCAACGUCGGCGGAUUCCCUUGAAACAGCUCCGCCGCAGAUUAGUAUUCAAACAAUUGAUUUUUCUGCCAUAACGAACAAUCAAGACUCAAAUAUACAGCCAUUGAUAGAUCUGCAGGAAGUUCCGGAGGAGAAAUCAAUUGUGGAGGAAUCUCCGCCGAAGAUUGAGCCUGAAGUGUCCACAGCAGGAUCAGUGGGACCAGUAAAGGUCACAGGGGAGAGUUCAAAGAAGAAGAGGGAGCCAAAAUGGAAUCAACGGAGGGACACACCGACAAAUCAGAACACAAAGAAAUCCUUCAAGCCUCUGAUCAGCGAGGAAGUGAUCAGGAAGAUUAAGGAAGGAUGGACUGUUAAUAAUGUAUGUGAUUUGACUUUUGGAGAUCUCUACGUGAUGUUUGGCAGUGACUUUAAGCUCACUCUCGAAUACCGAUGGGUGGAUCCACCGCCAAAGGUGGAAUCCAGUGAAAGCACAAUAGGUGAAGAAGCAACAUCUACCUCAGGAGAGAUUCAUUCAGCAAUUCCAGUGAAGAUGGAACUUCCGGAGACGGAAGAUUUCAAUAAGUUGCUUACGGAGAAGCCAAGUCUUCCGGGGAAUAAGGAGACUGAAAGUCUCCUGGGAAGGAGACUCAGUCAAUUGCUACUAAUCUCCAGUAUGAUGGAUAAGACUGGACGUCGACGUACAACAUGUAGUUGUGGUCACAUAUGCGACAAAAGCUUUAAAAUUCGCGAAACUGAACCGAAACUUUUCACAAAUGAUGGUGCUCUCUUUAAGCACCCCAUCGCACCACCACGUAACUAUCCCGAUUCAUACAGAUACGUCAAUGUGAUGCGCAACAAUCGAGCCUUUCGCUGGCUAAAGCCACGUUCCCAUCGGAGUAGUGCUUUCCCGUCGCGUCAGGUGGUUGUGCAGCGAAUUCUACCGCUGCAGCCGGGUGUUAAGCCAAGCUAUGUCACUGCCUCGGUGGACUAUGAGGAACCAUCCUCACCACCACCCCCAUCAGUUUCACGAACAAAAUUCACAAAUACACCCAGGAGUUCCGCCCCGACGGCCACGGUGACAACAAAGAGUCUCAUGAGGGUGUCUAAAAUGCAAUCAGAAACAUCUUCUGUUGUUAAAUCAGAAGAUCUUCCUGCCAGGAAGGGUGAUGAUGUGCUGGAAGUGAAUACAGUUGAGGAAAAAAUGCUAAAGCAGGAGUCAAAUGAUGAGGAAGAGGAGGAAUUUAAUAUUGAGGACAAUCCUGCAAUCAGGAGCAUAAUGGAACUUUCACUGCCUUCACUUCGUUUCGGUGAUAAUGACGACAGCCGCCUUAUGGGGGAUGGUUUCAUCCCAUCGGCUACUCCACCCAUGAGCCCAAUGAGGAUUGUGCGCGAGGGGAGCGACAGCAAGUGGCUGGAGGAGAAUAUGCACGACUACAGCUUCAGCAGUCUCCUUGGGCAUCUCGAUUCGCACCUGGACACCACGUGCCGACCAACUGUUUGCCCCACAAAUCCCGCAGAAGAGAAUCAUGUGGAUUCCAGCAUUGAUUAUGCGUACAAAUUUGCCUGAAGGGGGUGGAGUCAGGUGUGUUGGAUGAUAUUCUUUUUCUUGUUCUCUUCUCCGCAAAUGAUGAUUUGUUAAAAAAAUGAAAAUUUUUGUAAGACUCGCGACAAAAUACAGAAGGAGAAUGAGGAAGAAAA